Cavia porcellus (domestic guinea pig) is the source of this 4238-nucleotide messenger RNA. RefSeq names its product tripartite motif containing 8 (gene Trim8). The transcript has 6 exons. Lineage: Eukaryota; Metazoa; Chordata; Mammalia; Rodentia; Caviidae. The record is from RefSeq and is a predicted model, not a curated record. Bases 1696 to 3351 code for a protein of 551 amino acids.
AGCGGAACCGGCCUUGAAAUUAGGCGUUCGACCCCGCCUCCGCGCGCCCAGUCCAGAGCCCCGCUUCUCGCAGCCUCUGUCCCCGGCCUCCGCCCUGCCCCGAGCCCAUUGUGUCCAGUGAGCCCUGCUGCUGGCCCCGAGGGCCGGGCUAGGCCAUCAGCCCCCGCACCCCGGCCUUCCUGGGGGCGCACAGUCGGCACCCUGGGAGCCGAGGCGGCCGGUCACCUUUAUUAUUAAGACCAUUAUUAAAAGGGGGCGGGGACCCCAGGAUGCGGGGCCGGGAGCCGCAGACGCAGCUGCUCUAUUAAACAGAUUAUUCCGAAAUAACCACAACACACGCGCAAGAUGGCUGAAGGCGCCGUGAUGCGCGCUCGGGCUGGGAGGGCGCUUCCUUUUCUCCUCAUCUGAGGACGCGGCUUUGAGCGCGGCGCAGCGCCCCCGAGACCCUGCCGGCCCCCCCAGCUGCGGCGGACGCGCGGACCCGCCCCGGAUGCUCCGCCGGAGUCGCGGCACUCGCCUCUGCGACUCCGUCCAGUUCUCUUCUUUUUUUAUUUUUUGGAAAGGACCGGGGUGGGUGGAGCAGAGGUGGAGAGAAAUCAAGACUUGGCAUUUUCUUUCCUUGCCCUCUCCUAAUUUGCUGGAGGCCACCAGCCCUCCUCUUGGGAAAAGGGGGAAAAAAAAAUCUCACCGAAAAAAGCGAAAAAGAGAAGGUUGCAAGACCCUCAGCCCACGUAGGGCACCCCGGACCCCGGACCGCCGCCGGCCGCCCAAGAUGGCUGAGUGCUGAGUCGGCCGCCGCCUCGCGCAGGUCGGGCUCGGCCACAGCCUGGAGCCUCCCGGGCCGGAGCCGCGGCCGAGAAGAAAAGAGUGGGGGAGGGGAGGGGGCCAAGGGGGAGGGCUUGGGGAGGGGCGGGCCGGCGCCGAGCCUCUGUGCCUUAGCAGUUGGGAGGAAUUCCUCUCCAGUUGGAUCAAUCCCUGCUAAGGGUACAGCAGCGGCGCCCGCCCAGCCCGCGGACGGAGCGCGGGGUCUCUCAGCGGCGGGGCGCCCUGCGCGGGGCCCAGGGGGCUCAGAGGCGGCGGCACGGGGUUAGCCCUUGCGCCCCUAGGGCUUCACCCUCCCUUCCUAGUGGCCUUUUUUCCACUCUCUCCCUCCCCCUUCCGUUUCUAUUUGUGAAAGGAGGAGGAAGGCAGAGGCGGGCUUGUGUCUCGGGCCGGGGGCUGGAAUUUCAUCUGAAUGACCGCCACGGAGCGCGCGGAGCUCCCCGCAGCCGGCCAGUCGGGGGACGCCCUGGCCGCGACCCGGGGAUCGCCGGGUCUCCUCGCCCGCUGCGCCCGUGUCUAGCGGCCUGGUCCCGGCCGGCCGAGCGAGAAGAGGUGCGCGCCCUGAUGGCAGCCGCCGGGCGGAGCGCAGGCCGCGCGCCGCCGCUGCCCUAGCUGCGCUGCCAGGGGCGGCCUCUUAUAUGGAACUCGGACCCCGCCGCCCGCGGGGCGCUCUCGAGGAGGAGGAAGAGGAGGAGGAGGAGGCGGCGACACAGCCGGCGGCGCCGAGACCCGGAUCCCCUCCGCAGCGGGGCAGCCGCGCGGGGCGACGGUGACAGAGCAGUUGUCGGGUCGGGGCGCGGGGCUCCGUGGGCCCACCGUGGGGUCUGGCCCCGCGCGGAGGGAGGUCGGCCCGAGCCCCUGUCCGCGUUCGUCAUGGCGGAGAACUGGAAGAACUGCUUCGAGGAGGAGCUCAUCUGCCCCAUCUGCUUGCACGUCUUCGUGGAGCCCGUGCAGCUGCCCUGCAAGCACAACUUCUGCCGGGGCUGCAUCGGCGAGGCGUGGGCCAAGGACAGCGGCCUCGUGCGCUGCCCGGAGUGCAACCAGGCCUACAACCAGAAGCCCGGGCUGGAGAAGAACUUGAAGCUCACCAACAUCGUGGAGAAGUUCAACGCACUGCACGUGGAGAAGCCCCCGGCGGCGCUGCACUGCGUCUUCUGCCGCCGCGGGCCCCCGCUGCCCGCGCAGAAGGUCUGCCUGCGCUGCGAGGCGCCCUGCUGCCAGUCCCACGUGCAGACGCACCUGCAGCAGCCCUCCACCGCCCGCGGGCACCUCCUGGUGGAGGCGGACGACGUGCGGGCCUGGAGCUGCCCGCAGCACAACGCCUACCGCCUCUACCACUGCGAGGCCGAGCAGGUGGCCGUGUGCCAGUACUGCUGCUACUACAGCGGCGCGCAUCAGGGACACUCGGUCUGCGACGUGGAGAUCCGGAGGAACGAGAUCCGGAAGAUGCUCAUGAAGCAGCAGGACCGGCUGGAGGAGCGAGAGCAGGACAUCGAGGACCAGCUCUACAAGCUGGAGUCUGACAAGCGCCUGGUGGAGGAGAAGGUGAGCCAGCUGAAGGAGGAGGUGCGGCUACAGUACGAGAAGCUGCACCAGCUACUGGAUGAAGACCUGCGGCAGACAGUGGAAGCACUGGACAAGGCACAGGCCAAGUUCUGCAGCGAGAAUGCGGCGCAGGCGCUGCAGCUUGGUGAGCGCAUGCAGGAGGCCAAGAAGCUGCUCGGCUCCUUGCAGCUGCUCUUCGACAAGACAGAGGACAUCAGCUUCAUGAAGAACACCAAGUCCGUGAAGAUCCUGAUGGACAGAACCCAGACCUGCACGGGCAGCAGCCUCUCACCCCCCAAGAUUGGCCAUCUGAAUUCCAAGCUCUUCCUGAAUGAGGUAGCCAAGAAGGAGAAGCAGCUGCGCAAGAUGCUGGAAGGCCCCUUCAGCACACCUGUGCCCUUCCUGCAGAGCGUCCCCCUGUACCCUUGUGGUGUGAGCAGCUCUGGGGCUGAGAAGCGCAAGCACUCAACAGCCUUCCCUGAGGCCAGUUUCCUAGAGACACCUUCAGGCCCUGUGGGCAGCCAGUAUGGGGCAGCUGGCACAGCCAGCGGCGAGGGCCAGUCCGGGCAGCCCCUGGGGCCCUGCAGCUCUACACAGCACUUGGUGGCCCUGCCAGGUGGCGCCCAACCAGUACACUCAAGCCCUGUGUUCCCCCCGUCGCAGUACCCCAAUGGCUCUGCCACCCAGCAGCCCAUGCUCUCUCAGUACGGCGGCCGCAAGAUUCUCGUCUGCUCUGUGGACAACUGUUACUGUUCUUCUGUGGCCAACCAUGGUGGCCACCAGCCCUAUCCCCGCUCCGGCCAUUUCCCCUGGACGGUGCCCUCACAGGAGUACUCUCACCCACUGCCACCUGCACCCUCUGUGCCCCAGUCCCUUCCCGGCCUGGCCGUCAGAGACUGGCUCGACGCUUCCCAGCAGCCUGGCCACCAGGAUUUCUACAGGGUGUACGGGCAGCCGUCCACCAAACACUACGUGACAAGCUAACGCCACGCCACGCCACGCCACGCCACGGGCAGCAGACAUUGGGACCCUCCCCUGCCCCAGUGGCUUGGAAACACUGCAUCCAGAGGCCCGCCCUCCUGCCUCCUUCCUCCUUCACUCCACCCCCCAGCUUUUCCUUCUGGAUUUUUUUGGGCCUUUGUUUUUUACCUUGGUUUUGUUUUGUUUUUUAAUCUCCUGGACACAGAGGUGACAGUGGGAGCUGUUCUAGGCCCGGGCCACAGGUGGCCCUAGAUUUGGGAAAACUCUCACGGCGCUGUCUCCCCGUUUUCUUCCAUGCCUUUCCCCUCCCGCCCCUGGGGCUGGAAGGAGCCUAGGUUUGUUCGGAAGCCUUGGGCACCUGCCCCAAGGAAGGCCCCCCCCACCCCCCACCUGCUUCUCUAACCUUCUGGUUUUUUUUAUUGGGGGGGGCAGUUUGAUCACUGAUGGAGAAAGGAAUGACCUAGAGAUUGUGGGAGGUUUUUUUUUUUAUUAUUUUUUUUAAAGCCAAGAAUGAUUUCUCCUUUUUCCUCAUCUUCCCAGACGGAAGUCAAAGGCUGCUUCUCAAGCAAAGAGGAAUCUGUAGAUAGCCUCGGGUCCAGGAAAGGGGAAAAGGGACUUUGCCAAUGAUAGUGACCACAGCAAAAGCAAAUAAUAAUAUUAAUAAUAAUAAAGAGAAAUAAAUAAUAAAAAUGAUAGCACAGCCCUUGUGGAAGUCAGUGAAGGAGCAAGGGCUGCCGGAGCCAGAUCCCCGCCCGGAGCCAUGCAGCCCUUCCCUGUAGUGAGCACUUUGGACACAUUGUGGACUUGCUAUCCUCAGGGUGCAGGUAUUCUGUACUGUAUAGAGCACACACUGAAAUCCACUUCUAAUAAAUAUGAUGGUGCAGCCCCGC